Molecule: messenger RNA, 1180 nt
Organism: Ziziphus jujuba (common jujube)
Lineage: Eukaryota; Viridiplantae; Streptophyta; Magnoliopsida; Rosales; Rhamnaceae
Product: calcium-binding protein CP1
Exons: 1
Coding region: 411-890 (159 amino acids)
Molecular function (GO): calcium ion binding
Source: RefSeq, a predicted model, not a curated record
UUUGGAAGGAAAGAGACGAUGGGGCCAGCAAGAAAUUUUAAGGCAAAUUGUAACCAGAAAAACCCCACAACAAAACAAACGGUCUUACAAACCCAACAGUCCCCACAGACCGUAUAAAAUCAGAAAACAAGGACCGUCAAUUAAGACCCAUAACGUCAUCACACACGUCAUAUCAUUAUGCCAAAACGAUACCCCACGACGUGGUCGCAAAACCAAAGUUCAAAUCUUGUUCUCCAAGCCAACUUGGACUCUCUCCGAACUAUGUGGGCCCCAAGAUUCCAGGAGCCUACGGUUCUUCGCCAAUAAAUACCAAACUCAGACCUCUCACAAACAUUUGUUUUAAGUUUUUUGUUUUGUUUCUUCCGUCUCAAUUUCCAAGAUUGAUUGAAACAAACUCAGUCACGCCGAAAAUGUGUCCCUCUGAUCGAACCCUAACCGCUUCGACACCGUCAUCGACCUUGGGAUCCGAUUUCCGGCCAGCAUUCGACGUCCUCGACAAGGAUCGCGACGGUAAGAUUAGCCACGACGAUCUCAGAGCGUUCUACUCUGGUUUUUCGAGCUCCGGCGCCGACGAAAACGUUAUUGGAUCAAUGAUAAAGGUGGCGGACUCGAACAAAGACGGUUUCGUCGAAUACGACGAGUUCGAACGCGUUUUGGGGUGCCAGAAGAGCAUCUCCGUAGGAGGAGGAGGAUUGAUGGAGGAAGUUUUCAAGGUCAUGGACAAGGACGGUGAUGGGAAACUGAGCCAUGCCGAUUUGAAAAGCUACAUGAACUCCGCUGGUUUACCUUCCACUGAUGAAGAUAUCAAGGCUAUGAUUUUGAUGGGCGGUGGUGAUGAAAACGAUGGUGUUUCAUACCAAGGUUUGCUUAAGAUCUUGGCCGUUGAUUAACUUAACUUAGCUAAGGUUUAAGGGAUUGAUUUGAUUGACUCAUGGUUGACUUUGAUUCCUUACAAAAAAUAGAAUAAGUAUUGCAGUAGUUAGCUGGAAUUUAAAGUUCCCAGUUGUAGUACAAGAAGAAAUUCAUUUGCACAUUCCAGCAAAUUUAAUGUGGAAAACGCCCCCCUGAACAUUAAUGAUUUUGUUUGAAUGUAGUGGCAAAGUCAAUUUUCAUGUGUAUUUUGUGACUGUUUGGUUUUUUUUUGGAAUAUAAUAUUAAUCGUCAAUUUUUAUUAUUAUUA